AUGACUGCGCAACUGGAUCCCUACUUCAAGCAGGUCGACACCCUGUCGGACCACUUCAUCGAUCGUCUGCGCAAGGCCGUGGCCAUCCCCUCCGUCUCGGCCGACGAUGAGCGCAGGCCCGAUGUCGUCAAGAUGGGCGAGUUUCUCGCCAGCGAGCUCAAGAACCUCGGCGCCGAAGUCCACCUGAGGCCUCUGGGCAAGCAGCCCCACAAGGAGCACCUCGACCUUCCCCCCGUCGUCAUCGCCCGCUACGGCAACGACAAGAACAAGCGCACCAUCCUCGUUUACGGCCACUACGAUGUGCAGCCCGCCCUGAAGGAGGACGGCUGGGCCACCGAGCCCUUCAACCUCACCAUUGACGACAAGGGCCGCAUGUACGGCCGUGGCGCCACCGAUGACAAGGGUCCCGUGCUGGGCUGGUUGAACGCCAUCGAGGCGCACCAGAAGUCUGGCGUUGACUUCCCCGUCAACCUGCUCAUGUGCUUUGAGGGUAUGGAGGAGUACGGCAGCGAGGGUCUCGACGACUUCAUCUACGCCGAGGCUAAGAAGUUCUUCGCCGACGCUGACGCCGUCUGCAUUUCGGACAACUACUGGCUCGGCACCGAGAAGCCCUGCCUGACCUACGGCCUGCGCGGCUGCAACUACUACAGCAUCGAGAUCUCCGGCCCCGGCCAGGACCUGCACAGCGGUGUCUUCGGCGGUACCGCCCACGAGCCCAUGACCGACCUCGUCCGCGUCAUGGGCUCCCUCGUCGACCCCUCGGGCAAGAUCCUGAUCGACGGCCUGGACAAGCUCGUUGCGCCUCUGACCGAGGAGGAGAAGUCGCUGUACGGCGACAUCGCCUUCACCAUGGACAACCUGUACGAGUCGCUCGGCAGCAAGACCGGCCUCUUCGACGACAAGGAGCGCACGCUGAUGGGCCGCUGGCGCUUCCCCUCGCUCUCGCUGCACGGCAUCGAGGGCGCCUUCAGCGCCCCCGGCGCCAAAACCGUCAUCCCCGCCAAGGUCAUCGGCAAGUUCUCGAUCCGCACCGUCCCCAACAUGGAGAUCCCCGAGGUCAACAAGCUCGUCGAGGCCCACGUCAACAAGGUCUUUGCCAGCCUCGGCAGCAAGAACACGUGCAAGCUGAUCGAGCAGCACUCGGGCAAGUGGUGGGUCGCCUCGCCCAAGCACUGGAACUUCACCGCUGCCGCGAAGGCCGUCGAGCGCGUCUGGAACGUCAAGCCCGACCUUACCCGUGAGGGCGGCAGCAUCCCCGUCACCCUCACCUUCGAGCAGGCUACCGGCAAGAACGUCCUCCUGCUGCCCAUGGGUAGCUCGACCGAUGCCGCGCACAGCAUCAACGAGAAGCUGGACAAGAGGAAUUACAUCGAGGGUAUCAAGCUCUUGGGUGCUUACUUGCACUACGUUGCCGAGGAGCCGAUGAACGCAUAG
Molecule: messenger RNA, 1434 nt
Organism: Lasiodiplodia theobromae
Lineage: Eukaryota; Fungi; Ascomycota; Dothideomycetes; Botryosphaeriales; Botryosphaeriaceae
Product: Cytosolic nonspecific dipeptidase
Exons: 2
Coding region: 1-1434 (477 amino acids)
Biological process (GO): proteolysis
Molecular function (GO): metallodipeptidase activity
Source: RefSeq, a predicted model, not a curated record